Molecule: messenger RNA, 318 nt
Organism: Suncus etruscus (white-toothed pygmy shrew)
Lineage: Eukaryota; Metazoa; Chordata; Mammalia; Eulipotyphla; Soricidae
Product: cytochrome c oxidase subunit 7B, mitochondrial
Exons: 3
Biological process (GO): mitochondrial electron transport, cytochrome c to oxygen
Source: RefSeq, a predicted model, not a curated record
UUUGCUAGGAUAUUCGGUCGGUAGUUGCAACGACCAACCUCUCUCAGUUGCUGUUCUUUUAUUUUCUGCUUCACGAUGUGUCCUCUGGGCAAAAAUGUGCUAAGUCGGCUCCGAGUUUGAAAUAUUCAGCAGGCAGUGGCAAGGCAUAGCCACGAGAAACGGACACCUGACUUCCAUGACAAAUAUGGUAAUGCUGUAUUAGCUAGUGGAGUUGCUUUUUGUGUAACUACAUGGACCUAUACAGCAACACAAAUUGGAGUAGAAUGGAACCUGUCCCCAGUUGGCAGAGUCAACCCAAAGUAAUGGAGAGAACAGUAA